CGUCCUGCUGCUGGUGCUCUUCGCAGCGCAAGGAUGUUUUACAUCUAAGGCAGAGGACAGACUAUUUCGGAGGUUGUUCAGGAGGUAUAACCAGUUCAUCCGACCUGUGGAGAAUGUAUCUGACCCCGUCACAGUGGAGUUCGAGGUCUCCAUAUCUCAGUUGGUCAAAGUGGAUGAGGUCAAUCAGAUUAUGGAAACCAAUCUGUGGCUGAGACACGUCUGGAAUGACUACAAACUCAAAUGGACUCCUGUAGAGUUUGAUGGGAUUGAAUUCAUACGAGUUCCUUCAAAUAAAAUUUGGAGGCCAGAUAUUGUCUUGUACAACAAUGCUGUCGGUGACUUUCUUGUGGAAGACAAAACCAAGGCUCUGCUGAAGUUCGAUGGUACCAUCACCUGGGUUCCUCCAGCCAUUUUCAAAUCCUCCUGCCCCAUGGAUAUCACUUACUUCCCCUUUGACUACCAGAACUGCUCCAUGAAGUUUGGCUCCUGGACCUAUGACAAGGCUAAGAUCGACCUGGUGCUGAUUGGCUCAAAGGUGAACCUGAAAGACUUCUGGGAAAGUGGAGAGUGGGAGAUCAUUGAUGCACCAGGAUACAAGCACGACAUUAAGUACAACUGCUGUGAGGAGAUCUACCCAGACAUCACCUACUCCUUCUACAUACGCCGCCUGCCUCUUUUCUACACCAUCAACCUCAUCAUCCCCUGCCUGCUCAUCUCCUUCCUCACCGUUCUAGUCUUCUACCUCCCAUCUGACUGUGGCGAGAAGGUCACCCUGUGUAUCUCAGUCCUCCUGUCCCUCACUGUGUUCCUGCUGGUCAUCACUGAAACCAUCCCUUCAACGUCCCUCGUCAUCCCUCUGAUUGGGGAGUACCUCCUCUUCACCAUGAUUUUUGUCACGCUCAGCAUUGUCAUCACUGUGUUUGUGCUGAAUGUCCACUAUCGCACCCCCAUGACUCACACUAUGCCAGAGUGGGUGAGGACUGUGUUCCUCGGGGUGCUGCCCAGGGUGAUGCUGAUGAGGCGGCCUAUCGACCAGGGCUGCUCCUCGCCUGCGAUUACAGCAGGAGGAGGGGGCAUGGGAGGGAACAAGAACAGAAAGAACAGCAUAGGGGGAGGAAGUAGCUCCACAAGUGUUAGUGUCGGGGGCAUAACUGGUGGGGUACCAUGUCCGUCGGUGGACGGUGGUGCAGGAGGGGGGUCUACUUCAGCUGGUGGUCCCAUGAACUGUGUGGAGUAUGGUGACCUGAACCGGGAUAAGAAGCGGGAUUUAAACAGAAGGUUUCCCUACAGAGGCAAGGAGGUGCCCACUCCUGUCCCUCCUCCGAUGGUACCACCGCCACCUCCACAGGCACCCCAGAGCCAGGGGCCCCAGGAUUCAGAGCUGCCCAAGCUGCCGAGGCAACUGAAUACACCCUCACCAGUUAACGCUGUUGUUGCCUUCUCUGUGGUUUCACCUGAGAUCAAGCAGGCCAUCGAGAGUGUGAAGUACAUUGCAGAGAACAUGAGGACUCGCAACAAAGCCAAAGAGGUGGAGGAUGACUGGAAAUAUGUGGCCAUGGUGAUCGACAGGAUCUUCCUGUGGGUUUUUGUGAUGGUGUGUGUGCUGGGAACACUGGGACUCUUCCUCCAGCCACUCAUCAGCUUCAUGAAAUGAAGCACAUUCUCACUUCUCUUUCUCUCUUUUUGACUUCUUCUGCCCGUCUCCUCCCCCCUCGUUUGAAUUGCUCUGGGAAUUACACCUCCUGCAGCUCUUUCACAUCACAGAGCUGAGAUGUCUUCUUUCUCUCUUUCUGGCUUUUUGUCUCUCCUCUUCCUGCGGCUUCUCUUCAAUCACCUAUCAAUUCUAGCAUUUAUCUCUCCAUUUCCUUGUAUGACUUCUCAUUUCCCCAUUUCUCUUUUGCCUUGCCCCUUCAAUUUGCACACCGUGCUGUUAUCCAGUCUCCUCCUCCUCAUUUUUUUGCUGAAACAAUUACUACAUCUGUUUCCUUUUCCUUGCUCUUUCUCUUUUUUUCUCUAGUGCCAUGGUUUGACCUGUCACUGCCUGCAGCUUAUCUUGCUCUCAUUGUGUCUGUUAUUCUCUCUGUUUUAUACUGUGUUUAUCUCAAUAUGUCCACUUUAUCAUCACUAUUGCUUAUACUAUGUUUAACAAUGAUGAAUUAUUUUAGUUGGUAUUAUAAUUACCAUGCAAGAAUCUGUCAACAUUCAGAUCAUUGAGGGGGAAGGACUCAAAUGUUUUUUGUUUUUCAGAACCACUGACAUUUUAAACCAUUACAACUAAGACAAACACUUGAGAAAUAUAGUGCUGUAUAUCAGUGUUUAAUGUCUUAUAAAAACAAACACUUCAGUUUGUUGGACAGCUUUUUAUAGGGAUGUAAUGAUACCUCACUGUACAAUUAAAACUCAGUACUAACAUGGACAAUUUAAAUCAAUUUGUCCAAAAUAUAUAUUGCUAAUCCAUUCUUAAACCAACAGAGGGUGUUCUUAAUAUGUUUUCAACCUCAGGAUUAAAAAGUAUUACUUAAAACUGAUGGAUGGUAUAAAAAAUGUUGGUAUUCAGUACGUUACUGGUGUUUCUUGAUGUUUGGUAUUUGUAGGUCAAAUAUGGCACAGUGUCAAUGGUGAGGUCAGACAGCUGACUCCACUCAUUUAUUCAGUUUUACACAGCCCAAGCCACAGCAAUGAGAGAAAAGCAUGUCUGUUACCAAUAACAACUACAGCGAGUCAUCCACUGUAAUCUGCGUCCUGCACAGUUGAGCAGCACGGGCUAGCGAUGUCUCCCAUGGAGCAGGUCACCAAGCACCUCAGUGACAAACACACAGACAUGUUCACUGGUUCGCUUGAGUUCUAGCUGGCUGGCCCAUUAGUAGGAAGAUGAUGGGCAGCAUUAGCGUAACAGUUGCAUGUCGCUAUAAAGCCUACCCAGCAUCAUAAAUAGUAUGUAAUAGAGCCAUGCUCGAAAUGUGAGAUCAUAAACGACAAAUGUGGGACACUUAAGCUGUUUGGUGUCUCAUUUGUGUGCUUUUAAAAUGACCGAACACCUAAAUAGCUUGUAUAUACAGUGUUUAACAAAUUUAUUAGACCACCCUAACCCUAACCAAAGUAAGGUUUAUGCCACAGCUGCCCUAAAUUAACAGCAUUGGUAAUUACCAAAAUCAUUUUUUAUGUUUCUGCAAUGGUUAAUACACCAAUAUGUGGAAGCUCUUUAACCCAUAUGCCCAUUAUAUAACCCAUAUUAAUGCUAAAAUAUAAAUAUUAUUGUUAUCCAUGAAUUUUUAAAUUUACUGAUUCCCA
Cheilinus undulatus (humphead wrasse) is the source of this 3291-nucleotide messenger RNA. It is a transcript of the gene chrna6, whose product is annotated as cholinergic receptor, nicotinic, alpha 6. Gene Ontology annotation, biological process: signal transduction; nervous system process; regulation of membrane potential. Bases 191 to 1654 code for a protein of 487 amino acids. Gene Ontology annotation, cellular component: postsynaptic membrane; synapse; neuron projection. The record is from RefSeq and is a predicted model, not a curated record. The transcript is spliced from 7 exons. Lineage: Eukaryota; Metazoa; Chordata; Actinopteri; Labriformes; Labridae. Gene Ontology annotation, molecular function: transmembrane signaling receptor activity; acetylcholine-gated monoatomic cation-selective channel activity.